Rattus rattus (black rat) is the source of this 5241-nucleotide messenger RNA. It is a transcript of the gene Ulk1, whose product is annotated as unc-51 like autophagy activating kinase 1. Gene Ontology annotation, biological process: axon extension; peptidyl-serine phosphorylation; autophagy. The record is from RefSeq and is a predicted model, not a curated record. NCBI's taxonomy places the organism in Eukaryota, Metazoa, Chordata, Mammalia, Rodentia, Muridae. The transcript is spliced from 28 exons. Bases 377 to 3550 code for a protein of 1057 amino acids. Gene Ontology annotation, cellular component: autophagosome; cytoplasm. Gene Ontology annotation, molecular function: ATP binding; protein serine/threonine kinase activity.
CGCGCAGUGCGGCUGCGCCGGCGUCUCGGGCUCCGAGGCCCCGGUGCCGCGGAUCUUUUGUUUCCCUGCGGGGCUGCGAGCCACAUCGUCUGUUAGGACCGAGUUGGAGCUGGAGUGUGUCAGAGCCGAGGCCCGAGUCGGAGUGAGUUCCGACUGUCAGCGCCGUGAGGGUACCGCAGAGGACGCCGAGGGAGUGCGUCCCUCCGUCCGCCGGCCUGUGGGACUGGGACCCGGCCCAGGCCUGCCCCAUGGGGCUCGGGGCCCCGGCGAUGAGCCGGCGCCUCUGUCUCCGCGUACGCGGCCCGCCGGCCUCCGCCUGAGCCCAGCGCACCCCGUAGCGCCGCCCCCGGGCCCGCGCCCCCGGCCCGCGCGCGCUAUGGAGACGGGCCGCGGCGGCGUCGAGACCGUGGGCAAGUUCGAGUUCUCUCGCAAAGACCUGAUUGGACACGGCGCCUUCGCGGUGGUCUUCAAGGGUCGACACCGCGAGAAGCACGACCUGGAGGUGGCCGUCAAAUGCAUUAACAAGAAGAACCUUGCCAAGUCCCAGACACUGCUAGGAAAGGAAAUCAAAAUCCUGAAGGAACUAAAGCACGAAAACAUUGUGGCGUUGUAUGACUUCCAGGAGAUGGCCAAUUCUGUCUACCUGGUCAUGGAGUAUUGUAAUGGUGGAGACCUGGCUGACUACCUGCACACUAUGCGCACACUGAGUGAAGACACUGUCAGGCUGUUCCUACAACAGAUUGCUGGUGCCAUGCAGCUGUUACACAGCAAGGGCAUCAUUCACCGUGAUUUGAAGCCCCAGAAUAUUCUGCUGUCCAAUCCCGGGGGUCGACGUGCCAACCCCAGCAACAUCCGAGUCAAGAUUGCUGACUUUGGAUUUGCCCGGUACCUCCAGAGCAACAUGAUGGCGGCCACGCUCUGUGGCUCUCCUAUGUACAUGGCCCCUGAGGUCAUCAUGUCCCAGCACUACGAUGGGAAGGCUGACCUAUGGAGCAUUGGCACCAUUGUCUACCAGUGUCUGACAGGGAAGGCCCCUUUUCAGGCCAGCAGCCCUCAGGAUUUGCGCCUGUUUUAUGAGAAGAACAAGACACUAGUUCCUGCCAUCCCACGGGAGACAUCAGCUCCCCUGCGGCAGUUGCUCCUGGCUCUGUUGCAGCGUAACCACAAGGACCGCAUGGACUUUGAUGAAUUUUUCCACCACCCUUUCUUAGAUGCCAGCACCCCCAUCAAGAAAUCCCCACCUGUGCCUGUGCCCUCAUAUCCAAGCUCAGGGUCUGGCAGCAGCUCCAGCAGCAGCUCUGCCUCCCACUUGGCAUCUCCCCCGUCCCUGGGGGAGAUGCCGCAACUGCAGAAGACCCUUACCUCCCCAGCUGAUGCUGCUGGCUUUCUGCAGGGGUCCCGGGACUCUGGUGGCAGCAGCAAAGACUCCUGUGACACAGAUGACUUUGUUAUGGUCCCAGCCCAGUUUCCAGGUGAUCUAGUCCCUGAGGCAGCCAGUGCCAAGCCCCCACCUGACAGUCUGCUGUGUAGUGGGAGCUCACUGGUGGCCUCUGCUGGCCUAGAGAGCCAUGGCCGCACCCCAUCUCCCUCUCCGACCUGCAGCAGCUCUCCCAGCCCCUCUGGCCGGCCUGGUCCCUUCUCCAGCAACAGGUACGGUGCCUCGGUCCCCAUUCCUGUCCCCACUCAGGUGCACAACUACCAGCGCAUCGAGCAGAACCUGCAGUCACCUACUCAACAGCAGACGGCCCGGUCUUCUGCCAUCCGAAGGUCAGGUAGCACCAGCCCUCUGGGCUUUGGUCGGGCCAGCCCAUCACCUCCCUCGCACACUGAUGGAGCCAUGCUGGCCAGGAAGCUGUCACUAGGAGGUGGCCGUCCCUACACACCCUCUCCCCAAGCCACCCUUUUCCUACCAGUGGGAACCAUCCCCGAGCGGCCCAGCUGGAGCAGAGUGCCCUCCCCACAAGGAGCUGAUGUGCGGGCUGGCAGGUCACCACGACCAGGCUCCUCUGUGCCUGAGCACUCUCCACGAACCACCGGGCUGGGCUGCCGCCUGCACAGUGCCCCCAACCUUUCGGACUUCCAUGUUGUUCGUCCCAAGCUGCCUAAGCCUCCAACAGACCCACUGGGAGCUACCUUCAGCCCACCCCAGACCAGCGCACCCCAGCCAUGCCCAGGGCUACAGUCUUGCCGGCCACUGCGUGGCUCACCUAAGCUGCCUGACUUCCUACAGCGGAGUCCCCUACCCCCCAUCCUAGGCUCUCCUACUAAGGCUGGACCCUCGUUUGACUUCCCCAAAGCCCCCAGCUCUCAGAGUUUGCUGACCCUGUUGGCUAGGCAGGGUGUAGUAAUGACACCACCUCGGAACCGUACACUGCCUGACCUCUCAGAGGCGGGUCCUUUCCAGGGCCAGCAGCUGGGCUCUGGCCUACGGCCUGCCGAAGACACAAGGGGCCCCUUUGGCCGGUCCUUCAGCACCAGCCGCCUUACGGACCUGCUGCUUAAGGCUGCAUUUGGGACACAGGCCUCUGACUCAGGCAGCACUGACAGUCUACAGGAGAAACCUAUGGAGAUUGCUCCCUCUGCUGGCUUUGGAGGGACUCUGCAUCCAGGAGCUCGUGCUGGAGGGGCAAGCAGCCCAGCACCUGUGGUAUUUACUGUGGGCUCCCCACCCAGUGGUACCACCCCACCCCAGAGUACCCGCACCAGAAUGUUCUCAGUGGGCUCUUCCAGCUCCCUGGGCUCGACUGGCUCCUCCUCUGCCCGCCACUUAGUGCCUGGGGCUUGUGCAGAGGCCCCGGAGCUUUCUGCCCCAGGCCACUGCUGUAGCCUUGCUGACCCCCUUGCUGCCAACUUAGAGGGGGCUGUGACCUUCGAGGCUCCUGACCUCCCAGAGGAGACCCUCAUGGAGCAAGAGCACACGGAGACCCUACACAGCCUGCGCUUCACACUAGCGUUUGCACAGCAAGUUCUGGAGAUUGCAGCCCUGAAGGGCAGUGCCAGUGAGGCAGCCGGGGGCCCUGAGUACCAGCUUCAGGAAAGUGUGGUGGCUGACCAGAUCAGUCAGUUGAGCCGAGAGUGGGGCUUUGCAGAGCAACUGGUUCUGUACUUGAAGGUGGCUGAGCUGCUCUCUUCAGGCUUACAGACUGCCAUUGACCAGAUUCGAGCUGGCAAGCUCUGCCUUUCGUCUACUGUGAAGCAGGUGGUACGCAGACUAAAUGAGCUGUAUAAGGCCAGCGUGGUAUCCUGCCAGGGCCUCAGUCUGCGGCUUCAGCGCUUCUUUCUGGACAAGCAACGGCUGCUGGAUGGGAUCCAUGGUGUCACUGCAGAGCGGCUUAUCCUCAGCCAUGCUGUGCAGAUGGUACAAUCAGCUGCACUCGAUGAGAUGUUCCAGCACCGAGAGAGCUGUGUACCUCGAUAUCACAAAGCCCUGCUGUUGUUGGAGGGGCUGCAGCACACUCUCACGGACCAGGCAGACAUUGAGAACAUUGCCAAAUGCAAGCUGUGCAUUGAGAGGAGACUCUCGGCCCUGCUGAGUGGCGUCUAUGCCUGACCACCUGCUGCCAACCUGCAGCAGGAGAGUGUCUGAGACCUGGCAGACUGUCCUCAACACUGAUCUGAUGGUGCUGAGACUGCUGCCAGCCAACUCCAGCAGGGAUGCUACACGGUGGACCUGUGCAUGCAGACUGGUGCAACUCCUGCUUCCUAGGCUGCCAGUCUCUGCUGGCAGGUAGACAUCAGAGUGCCAGGGACAGCUCCCUUACCCACUGGGACAGGAGUUUCUGAACUGUUCUUCCUAGCUGGCUCCCCUGGCAAGCAGGUACGGCGCCAAGAGGUGGUAGCUGAUGUGUGUGGGCACCUGCCACCUGCAGAGCCCAAGGCAGCCCUGUAGACAGGCAAGGCCCUGAGACUGUUGCUGACUCCAAGCCAAAGCAAGCUUUUUCUCACAGUUCACUUGCCCCAUUGCUCGUCCAAGAAAAGAGGGUAUGGUCUUCUGGCCUCCUGAUCUCUCUAGGAACUUCUCCCUCUGAGACUACCCACCCAGCUUUGUAAGUCACCGGAGCACUUUAUGCAUACAGAGACUGGAGAACCUAGCCAGCAGUGCAGACUGCUGGGAACCUGCCUCCUGUUCCUGGCUUUCGUCCUCCAAGAUGCUGUAUAGAUGCAGACCAUGUCUUCGUGUAUAAAACGCCCAGUGUUCACCUCCUCCUGUGUCUGGUCUUUGGAGGAAAGCAACAGACUUGCCUCCUGAGGGGAGACAGUCCUCAUGUUUAAAUGUUCAGUAGGGACAGUCGUCGUGUGUGAAACACCAGGCUUUUUAAACUCAACUUUACCCCCAAGAUGUGUCCCCACCCUCUCAGUUUUUCUUCAUACAAGGAAGCUUCAGAUGUUUAAGGAUUGGAAGGGUGGAGGCAGGGCAGGUCAAGUAUCACAUUGGAUGUUGCCCUUGUGUGUAGGAGAUGGUGCCAGCUGUGUGUGUGACUGAGGCUGUAGUGUGUGCAUGAGUGAGUGUGCUGCUGGUCUCAUUAACUUUCCCUGUGGAUGGCAGAAAGGGCAGUGCCCAGCCACCGUCCUUCCCAUGCAGUAGCAGGUGUGGGUGAAGAAAAACAUAUGCAAACAUGUCCUCUGUAGAGCUUUCCGGUCAGUCUGGCUCCUGUGCUUGGUGGCCUUCAGGGUCUGUGCUGAAGCUCGUCUUCCAGGCUCCAGGGUGGACAUAGCUAAUACCUUCCCAGCCUCCCUGGUCUGCCAGUCCUUUGUCACCGCUGUCCAUGCAUACUUGAAAGUAUCUGAGUGUCCACACAGCAGAUAUGGGGUUUCUGUCCCACAACAACAUAGGCCACACACACAUACACAAAAACACGUUUUUCUUUGCAAUACUUGAAAUAUUGCCACUGUGCUUGGUUGUACAAGAGUUGUACAAGAAAGCAGAUCUCUUAAGACCAGUCUCUUCCUUAGUUGCCCCAUGACCUCCCUUGCAUGUAACAUGUUGUAUUUAUUGCUUUGUGGCCAACCGGAACCCAGAGCCACCAGGGAGGCUAGUGCAGGGGUUCCUUACCCACCACCUGGUUCCUAAAGGCUCCUGGGUGGCUGUGUGUGUGUGUGGCUGGCUGUGUAUGGUGUGAGCCAAACCUGCUCACUGAACCAGUGCUCAGGCCUGUCAAUUUUAAGAUGAAUUUUGUGAGUCUCCCCCUUUUGUGUUUCACUGUGUCAUAUCAGUUUAAGAAAAUAAAAUUUGGAAUUAUU